AUGUUUUCAGAAGCAAUCGAGACAGCCACCACAGACAAAGUGAUCGCCGCGCCCGAUCCUGAUCAUGGCGUGGGGUACAGCUCCACGUCGAAGCACAAGGAUGACGCCAUUGUCCAUGCUCAUAGGCAUGUCCAACCCAUGCCUCGGCAAUUCAACUGGAUCUCUGCACUUGGAUUGGGGUUCUCCAUUACGAACUCCUGGGUUGGUUACUUGAGUUGCUUCGGACAGAACCUGGCCUACGGGGGCGCCCAAGCCUGCAUUUUUAGUCUGGUCGCGGCAUUCAUGGUGCAGGUGAUUGUCACCUUGGGGCUUGCGGAGUUGGCAUCUGCCUUCCCAUCGAGUGGUGGCCAAUACCACUUUUGCUACAUCCUUAGUCCGGACCGCACGAAGCGGUAUAGUGCCUUUGUUGUGGGAUGGCUUUCGAUUCUGGCGUGGUGGGUGGUCACCUGCUCAGGCCUUUCCCUCGUUGCCGUUUGCAUCAAUGGAAUUGCAAAUUUCUAUCAUCCAGUAUACACCGCCAGUCAGUGGCAGACGUACCUGAUGUAUCUUGGUGCGUCCGUCGUAACAAGUAGGCUUAAUCAGGAUUCGAUUCUACACCAAGCACUGAUCCAUCCCACAGUCAUGCCCGUAUUCGCAGCGCCGAAGAGAAUCUCCCUUGUCACUCAGUGUGCACUGUACCUCACACUUGCGGGGUAUUUGGUCUUUUUCGUUGUAAUACUCUCCAUGCACCAGCAGGUUCAGCCAGGCUCAUUCAUUCUCUCCUCGGCGCAAGGGAAUAGCGGAUGGAGCAGAGGCACAGCGUGGAUACUCGCGAUCAAUAAUUCCAUGUAUGCAUACGGCAGCACAGAUGCAGUGAUUCAUAUCUGUGAGGAGCUCCCUCAACCAGGACGGCGCGUGCCGCAGGUAAUGAUCAUGACCUUGGCCAUAGGCGCGGUCACUAGUAUAUCAUUAUUCGUGGCAUUGAUGUUCUUCGUCGACGAUAUUGAUGCUGUGCGAGAUGCUUCUCUUCCGAGACUGUCUAUUAUUCUCGCGAUAAUCUACGCCGGUGGGUUUACGACCUCCUCCCGGACAAUAAGCUGCUCAUAUACUGAUAAAGCAGCAUCCCUCCCCUCACAAUGGGUAACAUGCGGACGAAUAGCGUGGGCAUUUUCUAGAGACAACGGACUCCCCUUCCCCGAAUACUUCUCCCAAAUCAGCAAGACCUUCAACUUUCCGGUCCACACCACUAUCGCAGCCUUCCUCUUCACCAGUCUCUACGGCCUGCUGUACCUCGCCUCCACGACCGCGUUCAACUCCAUCAUUACAUCUGCCGUGCUUUUCCUCAACAUUACCUACACAGUCCCUCAGGGUAUCCUGCUUUCCAGCGGCAGAUCAAGCAUGCCAAAACGGUAUCUGAAUCUAGGCUGGGCUGGGUAUUUCUGCAAUGGGUUUGCCGUUGUGUGGAUUGUCAUUCAGGGGGUAUUGACGUGUCUACCGCCGGAUCCUGAGGUUACCCUGGGAUCGAUGAACUACGUGUGUGUGAUUCUGGUAGGGGUGUUUUUGGUGAUUAAUCUACUAUGGGUUGCCGUGGGGAGGAAGAGGUUUAGUGGACCAGAUAUCGACUGGGGUGUGGUCAAGACCGGGCAAAGGGAGUGA
Aspergillus niger is the source of this 1635-nucleotide messenger RNA. RefSeq lists its product as uncharacterized. Gene Ontology annotation, biological process: transmembrane transport. Gene Ontology annotation, molecular function: transmembrane transporter activity. Bases 1 to 1635 code for a protein of 544 amino acids. Gene Ontology annotation, cellular component: membrane. Lineage: Eukaryota; Fungi; Ascomycota; Eurotiomycetes; Eurotiales; Aspergillaceae. The record is from RefSeq and is a predicted model, not a curated record. The transcript is spliced from 7 exons.